Messenger RNA from Plasmodium malariae, 1575 nucleotides. RefSeq names its product conserved Plasmodium protein, unknown function. The transcript is spliced from 2 exons. The record is from RefSeq and is a predicted model, not a curated record. Lineage: Eukaryota; Apicomplexa; Aconoidasida; Haemosporida; Plasmodiidae. The coding region runs from base 1 to 1575 and encodes 524 amino acids.
AUGUGCAUUUUAUGUAAUCAUACGGAAAAAGGGGGAGUUGAAAAUACAGCUAUAGGAACAUGGUCCAAAGGGGUGAGCUUAAUAUUCUGCUCCUCGAUAUUUUUAUUACAUUUUAUGAAUGAAGAUAAACUAAAUAUAUUUAAUAAAAAUAUACCAGAUGGAGAAUAUAAAAUGAUUUAUUAUUUAAGCAUAUAUAAUUUAAUAGGUGCGGCAGUUUUGUUAUUACUUUCUGUAUUAGGGCAUUUUAUAUAUAAGGGUCUUUUACGACCUAUUUAUUUAAGCUCUUUUAUCGUCUCCUUAUUUUUAAUUUCUUCUGGAGUUUAUACUACAUCAAUAAGCAAAAACAUUUCUUUGAAAAUUAUAGGUAUAAUGGAUGCACUAAAAUUUCACCCAGAUUAUAUGCUUUUAAAUAAAAUAAAUAAUUUAAAUGAUGGUGGAGAUGCUACUGUUAUACAAGCCGAGCUUGUACGUCAAAUGAAAACAGAAGGUGCAGUAAUUGAUAGUAGUGCUAAGUCUGUAUUUGAUGCAAGUAAAGUAUUAGAAAUGAUAAAGGAUCGUCAAUCAUUUCUUGAAACGAAAAAAGAUAUUUUAUUAAAAAGUUUAACAAGAGAAGAUUUAAUGAAAAUGUUUAAUAAUAUAAAAGCUUCUGAGCAUAGCGUUAAUAAAACUAUGGUUGAAAAUACCAUAUUAGAAUUAUAUGAAAAAAUAAAAAAUAUUCGUCUUAAUUUUGAUAUAUAUGAUAAUUUUUAUAAAUUUAUGGAAAACGACUCUGUUGCCUUUAUAACGAAUUCGGAAAAAAUAAAAAAUUUUACAGACAUAUUUCAGAAAUUUUUUAAUUAUUAUAAUAAGUCUGUAUUCAACUCUUUACAAUAUGAAUUAGUAAAACAUGAUAAUGAAGUAAUAAAAAUAUACUUAGAUUCACUACAAAAAAUAAAACUCGUACGGACAAAAAAGAGAAAUGCAAAAUUGGAUGAAUACAUAGAUGAUAUGAAAAAAAGGAAUAUACUUAUUUUAUCAUCUGUAUUGUUGCUCAUGUCUUUUAUUUACAUUCACAAGGGGGCAACCUUAACAACAAAAAGUUCAAUGUCAAUCACCUUAAUUUACGCUCCCAUGAUGUCCUACUUAAUAACCCUGGCGUGCAUAUUCGUUUGCAGCGGAAUCCAUUUCUUUUCGAUUGUUGGGCUAGUAUUAUAUGUCUUCAGUUUGAUAUUAAUAUUCCUUCUGAUAUUUUCCCAAUGCUUUUGUGAACGCAUAUUUAAGUUUUUUAUGGGAUUUAUAUUUGUAUUUUUGUUUUUUUUUUGCUUAUUAAUUGGAUAUAUCUUAAUUGAAGAUUUUAAUGAAGGAUCAAAAGUAUACAAUUCAUACAAAAGAAAUGACUUUAACGAUUUUUAUUGGGUAUUACUAAACAAAAGAACUUAUGAACAUUUUAAAAGUUUUGUUUUAUUUUCGAAUGGACAGAUGUUUUUAGUAUGUAUAGCCUUGUGUGUAUUUAUGAUCAUAUAUUCUCUUUAUUGUUCCUUUUACACAUUCCGUUCUAUUUGUGCUCGAAAAGAGCAAUUUCCCGACUAUGUGUAG